GUCAGUGUGGUUACUGCAGCAGGACACGACAGAGAAGCAGUUUCAGUCACGGCUGGCGUCGUUUGGUCCGGAUGUUUUCAGUCAACAGGUGUCCCACCGAGGUGGGCUAAUCUCCCACUUUGCUGACUGGCAGGUGGCCAAGAGUUGAGCGUGGUCGUCGCCUCACCUCCUCAUCCCGCCACCUCCUCUCCUGGAAGAUAACUUUCUGGUUGUCUUGUCAGGACAGUGGAUUUGAGCACGAUUCUCCACGCAGGGAGGAAACUCUGCAGCAGUCCUCAUUAAAAUUCCCUGCCCGUACGCUCACCACGAAAACCUCCUUUUAGUGGGUGGCACCGGCGUCCUGCGCGCCUCUUUAAUUGCGCACCACGCAUUAACGAGCGAUCACGGAUCCCAGUUUCAUCACCGGUGUCCGCCGAUCGAGCCGCCCCGUGCUUCAUGUCCCGCGAUUUACGGCGACAAGGCUGAGGGAGGAAAGGUGGGCGCAGAGUCCCGGAGGUCCGGCAAAGGGUGGCGCCCUACGCAUCUUAUCCGGCGCCUGGACACGCUGUGCUGCGACCCACGGCGACGCGGUCCGCUCCUGCAGCCCGCCGCCUCCUUGCUGCGGCUCAUGAUUGUGACAUUUCUCUGUGGGGACCGGCAACAUGUGCGCCUGGAUGGUGUGAAGUGUGACACAGCGGCUUCUGGGUUUCAUUUCUCUCGGUUACGACAAGUACCCGACGUUACGGCGCACCUUGUGCGAUAGAGAACCAUGAGCACUGUGGAGGAGGAGCCGGAUCACAUGAUACCAUGAAGACAAGCCUGCAGGUCCUGCGCUGCCAGCUGCUGAGUGUUCUAGCAUUCCUAGCACUGUCAGUAGGACUGGUGUCAUCAGCACAGGAGCUGUACCUCAGCCAGACAUCCCAGGAUCCUGUCUCCAUGGCAGCUGCCCACAGCAGCCCCCUGUCUGCCCCCGAGCCUUCCCCCCUGGACUGGCAUCAGGAAGGCUCCAGUAGUGGGGAAUGGUCGCCCAAAGGAGGCACUCAGUCCUCAAACAUCAUCCUCUCUACGGUCGCCCUCCAUCCUCUGGCCUUGCUUCACACAACUCAAACUUCCAGCCUGGCUCAUGGCGACUCUCCCAUUCACGACACAAAAACUGUCACCACAAACACUGUGAGCACUGAAAGUCGCGUGAAUCAGCCCCUGGAGCCGAGCUCUGAUAUUGUAAACCAAGGCCACAUGCACAAAUUGGUCAGGGUGCCUCAAGUCCAUAACCCAGUUACUGUCAGCACUAACCAGGCCAGCAGCAGCAGCAGCCCUAAAUCUCCCAGCACAGCGGCCCCAAAUAUAGAUGUGGAGUCUACCGCCAGGGGGGCUCCAAACCCCCUGGCUCUUAUGUCCAGCUCUGGAUCAGACAGAGGAGAUACACUCGCUGCACACCACGUAGAGCCUCAGAAGUUGAGUGUGGAGGAGCCCACAGACCCCAGCCGGCAGUAUGUUCCGUAUCUUGAGCGCCCCUCCUUGACCUCCCUUUCCUCUUCGUCAAAGGAUGCUGACCUCGCACUAGGCCUGAAACUCAGGGAGCAUGCUCGGGGCGCCGCACACCACGCCAUUACCCUGAGGGAGGUGCACGCAGUGAACGAGCCCCCCACCGAUGAACUGGUGCUUGAGCCAAACGUCGGGUCUGUCAGUCCAGUCCAGAGACCGCCAGAGAAUCUAACUUACACUGCUUCCACUCCAGCCCUGCCCACUGAGCCUAGCCGCAAGACACAGAAUCCAACAAUCAUCCCAAAUAACCACACUGCACCUAAUGAGACCACCACUGAGGAGGGUCAUGGUCAGGUAGUCCAUGCUAAUGGCACAGACAAUGCCCCUCUGGGACACUGGUUGGGGAAUGUAACUGCAUAUGGAGGGCUGCUCUCUAACAGCAGCUCGGUCGAGGAGGUGCCUGCUCAGGGGAACAGCUCGGAGCCCCCUUCAGAGCCCAGUGGGAACUUCUUGAACAGGCAGGUGCCUGCCACUACACAGGACCCCUGGACGCCAGGCAACAGCUCAGGCCCCACCGUUGACUCCCCGCCCUCCCGCAUGACCAUCUGCUUGAGCAGGAUGGACAUUGUGUGGAUCGUGCUGGCCAUCAGCGUGCCUGUGUCCUCGUGUUCUGUGCUUUUGACGGUUUGCUGUAUGAGGAGGAAGAAGAAGUCGUCAAGUCAGGAGAACAACCUCAGCUACUGGAACAACGCCAUCACCAUGGACUACUUCAGCAGACACGCUGUGGAGCUGCCCAGAGAGAUACACACUCUGGAGAGUGAGGAGCAUGACACCUGUCUACCACCUAAUGGAGACUACAGCGGCAGCAGCGUGGUCCUGGUCAACCCUUUCUGCCAGGAGACCCUCUUCAUCAACAGAGACAAAGCCUCUGCCAUCUAGAGACAGAAAAAGAGAGACACUGUUGGAUCCUCCUCUUCUACUCCCCCUGCUGUUGUUGUCUAUUUUAUAUAUGUGGUAAAUAUUCAGAGACUUCGACUUUAUACUGUAUAUGACAGACACAAAGAGCAACCAGAAAGACGAGUGAUGUAAACAGACAUUAUUUACUAUGAGAAUGCACCCGCAUAUUUUUCUGAUGUACAUUUUCUACAAAAGGCUUAAUUGUGAUAAAAGGUUUUUAUUGUCUUUAUAAAAUACAGAGUAAAUGUGGUUUUGUUUUCAUUACAGUGGCUUGAUGGUGCGUGCACUGUGGAUGUUGCCACAUGAAAUCUGCUUUAGAGAGAGAAACGUGUUGAGAACAUUAAAGCUGUUCUUUGUAAUUUUACUUUUCCUUUCAAAUCAAUCCCAAAAGACUUAUAGCCUGCUGAACUUGAAUAUAGCACCUACGUACUUGGGGGAGAGAUUUAACAGAGAUUUCCUGUUUGUGAGAUCAGGGCCCAUGUUUAUCAAACUGUGCAAACUUAGAAGUAAAAAGUGCUAAAAGUGAAGAAUAAGAGGAAUAAGAUAUAGCUCUCAAGUGAUCACAUGAUUAAUCACAUGUAUGCACUGAGCAGGAACAGCAAAUCAAAGACACAGAUUUACUCCACGGUACACCUGCCCCAUUGUUCUUUCUUAUUAGUUUUUUAAUCCCAAAAUUACUCACUGGGGUUAUUCUACCAAAAUAUAUCUAUGUGAAUUACAUAUAGAUCAUAAGAUCAUUUUCUUUGCGUGAAAUGUCUCCAGUAACAAUCCAAACGUGAAAUCAGCAAUAAUUAAAUAUGACACAAGAUUGUCUCAUGAUAAUACAAAUCUUUCUUUGUAGAUAAUUUGAUUAAUUAUGUGAGUAAAACAUAACCAUGAAAACUAAAA
This is a messenger RNA of Chelmon rostratus (copperband butterflyfish), 3309 nucleotides long. RefSeq names its product transmembrane protein 108 (gene tmem108). The transcript is spliced from 5 exons. The record is from RefSeq and is a predicted model, not a curated record. NCBI's taxonomy places the organism in Eukaryota, Metazoa, Chordata, Actinopteri, Chaetodontiformes, Chaetodontidae. Gene Ontology annotation, cellular component: early endosome; axon; postsynaptic density. The coding region runs from base 787 to 2403 and encodes 538 amino acids. Gene Ontology annotation, biological process: retrograde axonal transport; postsynaptic density organization; dendrite extension.